Molecule: messenger RNA, 2395 nt
Organism: Marasmius oreades (fairy-ring Marasmius)
Lineage: Eukaryota; Fungi; Basidiomycota; Agaricomycetes; Agaricales; Marasmiaceae
Exons: 5
Coding region: 304-2292 (662 amino acids)
Source: RefSeq, a predicted model, not a curated record
GAAGUGGAGGAGUACCAAGCUCUGAGCUCAGUUACACUGUGCCAUGUGCAUCCGGCGUAUUGUCUCCACCCUGUGCGUCAGUGGGUCAACAGUGGAAUCUUCAACGCAACCUACAUCUUAGCCUACAGAUUCCAAAUUACUUACGCACCUCCGGGCAGCUCUAGGCUUCUCGGCUCUUAGCACGGUACCAAAUCGUCGUCGUAAUCUGCCACUUCACCUUUUGUAUUCCAACAGUAUUUCACCCUUGGACGGCUCACGAUUACUCUUUACUGCUGUCAACAUUUCUAUCCGUUCCCCCUCAUAAUGUUGUCUCACGUCCUCCAAUUCUCGCUAUGGAUGGGAAUCUCAACAUCAGCUGCCUUGGCUGCCACUCCAGGCUCUUUCGAAGAUGGUGGAAAUACACAAGUUAGUGCGAUGAUGAUGUUCGUUGGAAAUGACGAAAAAGUGUACAUAUCGGACAAGACUGAAAGCAACGCCGCUCAGAUUAAUGGUCACCCAGCAUGGAAUUCAGUCUGGGAUAUCAACACUCGCCAGGCUAUGAUAAUGAAUGGCAGAACAAAUACAUUCUGUGCUGCAGGAAUGCAUCUUCCCAACGGAACUUGGAUUACGUUUGGUGGUAACAAAGCCCUUGGUCCCGGCGACACCCCAGCCUCGGAUGGCCAGGGCCAGUUCGAUGAUCGUUUUGGCGUUUACGAUGGCAGAAAAGCUAUUCGUCUCCUCACUCCCUGCAAGAGCUCGGACGAUUGGAACUCGGUAAAAUGUCAAUGGUUGGAUGAUGCUUCUCAACUCGCCAUGCAAAAGGAGCGUUGGUACCCUGCUGCUGAACCUCUCGCUGAUGGUACAGUAGCUAUCAUCGGAGGAUUUACUAGCGGUGGGUAUAUCAACCGGAACUUUCCCAAUGAUGACCCCGCGACAUCCCACGGUGGUUCGGAACCAACCUAUGAGUUCUACCCAUCCAGAGGAGCUGCGCAACUAAUGAACUUCAUGGUCAAGACCUCUGGACUCAACUCCUACGCACACACUUUCAUGAUGCCCUCCGGAAAGAUGUUUGUUCAAGCAAAUUACUCGACCAUCCUCUGGGAACCUGAGACGAACGUCGAACAUGAGCUUCCCGACAUGCCAGGUAAAAUAGUUCGCGUCUACCCUGCCUCAGGUGGUGUUGCUAUGCUACCCCUCACUCCUGCCAACAACUACACCCCCACUAUCUUGUUCUGUGGUGGUUCCGAUAUGCCUGACGAGGCUUGGGGUGACUUCAAGUGGCCCAUGAUCGACACCUGGAACCAUCCCGCAUCGAGUGACUGUCAACGUAUCACUCCCGAACCUCUCGAUGGAACCGCUCCGGUCUACGUGAAGGACGACAACAUGCUUGAAACUCGUACAAUGGGACAAUUCGUCAUCCUUCCUGACGGCACGUUGCUCAUAAUCAAUGGAGCUCUCAACGGCACCGCUGGAUACGCUCAACAAACUGGGCAAACCGAUUCGUACUCUAAGAUGCCCUUCGGAAUGUCGUUGGCCUCUGGUCCCGUCGGUAGACCCGCCAUUUACGACCCUAACGCCGAGGGCGGGAAGCGCUGGUCAAACGACGGUUUGUCCAGCUCCUCUAUCCCCCGUUUCUACCACUCUACAGCGAUUCUUCUUCCCGAUGCCUCUGUGCUCAUUGCUGGUUCCAAUCCCAAUGUCGAUGUCAACCUCACCACCGCUUACCCCACCGAGUACAGAGCCGAGGUCUUCUAUCCACCUUACUUCUCCGCCACCGUUCGCCCAAAACCAUCCGGUAUCCCACAAACCCUCACUUACGGAGGCCUGCCUUUCGACAUCACCAUCCCAGCCAGUUCAUACUCUGGUUCUGCAAACGACGCCGCUUCCAAGACGCACGUUGCUGUCGUUCGUGCGGGAUGGACCACUCACUCCAUGUCCUUUGGCCAGAGGUACCUCCAGCUGAAUAACACCUACACCGUCAAUCAAGACAGCUCCAUCACGCUCCACACCUCCCAGAUGCCACCCAACGCAAACAUCUUCCAACCCGGACCUGCAAUGGUGUUCGUUGUUGUGAACGGUAUUCCCAGUAACGCGACCUUCGUCAUUGUUGGUUCAGGGAUGAUUGAAAAACAACCGCUACUCUCCGUGGCUGAUUUACCAGCUAGCCAAAACCGUGAUGGUGCCUCCGGUUCAGCAAACGGCUCACAGACUGGUCAGGGUGGCGGUAAGAACGGUGCCGUGACAACUUCAACGAGUAUGACAAAUGUUGUUUUGGCUGGCUUGGUAAUGAUGGUCGUUGGAUCAGGCUGGUGAUAGUGGCCUUGUGGCGAUGGAUUUCAGUAGAAUGUCUACAUAAGCAUUCGGACUUGACAGUUAACGGACUGGCCACUGUAAUAUGCCAAAUCCAAUGCAACAC